UAUUUGGCCGUAUGAUUUUGUUUGCCCCUAUUGAAACGGCUGUAUGCAGUUUGGACCUGAAAACGCAAUUUCCCUGUAGAAGAAUACGGGUAAAUCGUGUUUGGGCUGGCAGCUAUGAAUUACAAUACUUGUAAUAGAUUUACCCUUCUGGUUGGGCGUUGUGCUGAAAAUGUCGGAUUACACCGGAGGCUUUACCGUGAGCGAACUCACGUAAUGACGACGUUAUACGUACGACCACACGGUAUAAUAAAAGCCGCGGUUUUCAAUCCGGUUCGGCGCUCUUCUCUUGCCUUCGUUACUAAGACACACAACGUCUCUCGAAUCCCAUGGCGUCCGCCCGCUUCCGCGACGUUCGCUGGCUGCUCGUCUGCACUAUUUUGUGCGAUGCAGCAAUCAGAGACACCGCUUCGAUUCCUCCUCCACCCCCUACAACAGUUCUCGUCACUACAUCAACAACAGAGAUUACGACCACUCCUAUUAUGGAUUAUCCGAAUUGGUGCUGGAUGCAACCAUGUCUCCAUGGGACGUGCGAACCUUCUUUUGACUACUACUACUACCGGUGCAUCUGUACUCCAGGAUGGUCCGGACCUAAUUGUGAAAAUGAAAUUCCCGAUGUCUAUUGGACACGGUGGUAUGACCGCGAUGACCCAUCUGGAAAUGGAGACUAUGAAACUCUGCAGCAACUGAGACAAGAAUAUCCUGGUGAAAUCUGCCUCUCUCCUUUAGCGAUAGAGGCGAUGACGCUGGACUGGAUUCCUGCCGAUCAGACGGGACAGGUCACCGUGAAUGGCACAACAGUCGGGUUUUAUUGCGUGAACAUUAGGCAAGUGGACAACCAAUGCCUGGACUACCAAGUCCGUUUCCUCUGCCAGGCAACCGAGUCUCCACAACUAAACUGCACGUCUCAAUACCUCGAGCUGAAGAUCCCACUGGACAAACUGAGCUCGCUCAACCUCUCACCGUUGGACAUCCACCUGGAGGACGCCUCGUGUCGUGGCGUCUUCACGCAGCAGUACCUGAUCCUGCACAGUGACCUGCAGUCCUGUGGCACCACGGCCGAGGCCCAUGGCGACACCAUCGUGUAUUCGAACACGGUGUAUGGCUUUGUGUCGGGAACCACCGCCAAGAAACUGCGCAUCCCCAUUCACUGCUCCAUCGAUUCACAAGGGAACGUAGUAGCGAGCUACUUGCCCAGAGUGCAUGACAAGUACAGCUCGGCUACCUUUGACCUGAGCAUGGUGCUCUACAUGGACCAGAGCUUUAGUCAUCCUAUCUACUCGUACCCAUUCGAGGUGGACCUCGGAGCCCCGAUCUACGCGGAGGUGCUUCUCAACUCCCCCACCAACGACCUGCUGUUGUUUCUGGAGACGUGUAGAGCCUCCCCCUUUACUGGUGCCAACGACAGCGACUCCUACUUCAUCAUUAGAAAUGGAUGUCAAGAGGACCCAUCCUACGUCAACUACUUCAGUGGCGACAACAAGAGGCAGCAUUUCAGCUUCCAGAGUGUGGAGUUCUCCAAUGGCUUCCAGGUGUACCUGGAGUGCUCUGUACACAUUUGUCACAUUUCCAACCGGAACUCGACAUGCCAGCGAGGGUGCGUGCGCACCAAACGGUCCGUGCGUGACCUCGUCAGCUGGGAGAAGCGUGCCGAGCGCAACGUGGACCUGUCUCAGGGCCCCCUGCGGCUCCGCAAGUCACGGCAGGCUUCUGGGGUGCUGAGCUCGCUGGCGGGCAUGGUGUACGCCCUGGCUGCCGCCCUGGCCGUCGCAGCCGUGUGCGUGGCCGCGGUGAAAGUCUACCGCCACCGCGCCGCAGGGCCCCAGUAUCACCACGUCGUCACCAACGAUGAAUUCGCGACCUGAUGGACACGCUUUUUACACUUUACUAUUCGUCAUCGCUACGUAGCCUCUUGCAUGAAUUGCUUAUGGAUUGUGUAAGUGAUUGAGUUUGUUUUAAAAGGGCUUUUACAAGGCUAAGGUGAAUUUUUUUUAUUGGAACCGUGAGAUUAAUCUGCAAUGUGGAUACUGCAUGUGCUCUAUAUGUUUUUUUAUGAACUGCAGUAAUGUUGAAAUUCGUUAAUUGAAUUAUUUAAUGGUCGAAUAUCUUCAUACAGAAUAGAUACUGCAUUUUUGAAAUGAAGACUAUUACAAUAGUUUACAUAUUUGGCACACACAAUGAAGACGAUCUGUAUGCUCUUUUGUUCUUUCGGUAAAGUCACGUAGGUAGAGAAAAUAAAUAAAUAAUACAUCACGACGUUUCGA
This is a messenger RNA of Petromyzon marinus (sea lamprey), 2261 nucleotides long. RefSeq names its product CUB and zona pellucida-like domain-containing protein 1. The record is from RefSeq and is a predicted model, not a curated record. Lineage: Eukaryota; Metazoa; Chordata; Hyperoartia; Petromyzontiformes; Petromyzontidae.